UCUUUGAAGGAAGCAAUGAAACAGCGCGUGCGCUGGCCGUUAGUUCUCGAGUCACAUUUGAAAUUGAACCGGCAACACAGCAUUGGGGAAGAGCAGCGGUGGUGAACGGAAAAGUAAACGUGUGAAAAUGAGCGAUCUGGAGGAUAUCGGCCACCACAUUCAUGACAGAAUAUCAUCCUUACAGCGCCUGCUGGAUCUGUCAGUUGUUGAACUGCCUCAACAUAAAAUUAAGAAACUUGGUCAAGAAAUAUUUGCACUUGAGAGACUCCUGGAGGAGUUUGAAAAAUAUGUUGGCCAACAUAAGGAGCAACUAAAGCAUCUGAAGGAACUUGAGGAGUCAUUCCAGAAGGAUUUGGAGGAUGUCCAGGACAUUAGGGACAACAUACCUGCACACAUGCCUAGGAAGAAAUGUCCAGCAACUGGAAGUGAACCUGUAAUGAACCAGAAUGAGGCACCAGACAUACAGCCAGCACAGCCGGAAACUGUCAAAAAGAACAACAAGAGCUUCGUCAGAGAGAUGGAGUUUAUCACGAUGCCAGAGUUUGAGAACAUCCCUCAGUACAUGAAAGGACGUAUAUCAUACGAUCAACUUAAUGCUGCGGUGCAAAGUAUUAACAUAGCUGUAACAGCCAAGUACAAGAUCCUCCAUCAGUCGGUGAAAACUCUCAACAAUCAUACACGCAAGCUGCACCAGCGCUUUAAGGACCAGGAGACUAAAGUAACAAAAGGUCAGUAUUUCGUGGUGGAGGAUGACAUUCGUGAAUUUACUCAGAUGAAGGUGGACAAACGAUUCCAGGGGAUUUUGAACAUGCUGCGACACUGCCAACGCCUACGGGAGCUUCGAGGGGGGGGGGUCAUCCGCUUUAUGUUGUUGUAAAUUAACAAGACUCAGACAAGAAGACAGAUAGCUAUUUCAGUGUGGCUGUUUUUUUUUAUUAUGGUAACAUAUUAGGCCAGCAGUUUGCAUAUGUGCAUAUUUCCUGAUUAAUUGUUGUCACAUUAUUUUGAGGCUUUUACAGAUUGAGAGGUUUUUGAUUUGUCAGAUGAUUCAGCACAUUCUUUGAGGUAAAACAUUGUGUCCCUAACAAAAUGGGACAGGACUGGAAAGAGUACACAUUUACCACCUUUAUGUACACAUAAUACUGGAAUAUGUAUGCUGAUGUAUGUUGUGGUAUAAAUAAUGUUAUAUCUGUAUUUUUAAGAACAAAAUAAAAAAUAUACAUGUGAUUAAUACA
This is a messenger RNA of Dicentrarchus labrax (European seabass), 1235 nucleotides long. It is a transcript of the gene ska1, whose product is annotated as spindle and kinetochore associated complex subunit 1. Gene Ontology annotation, cellular component: outer kinetochore; mitotic spindle; spindle microtubule. Gene Ontology annotation, biological process: cell division; mitotic cell cycle; chromosome segregation. Gene Ontology annotation, molecular function: microtubule binding. NCBI's taxonomy places the organism in Eukaryota, Metazoa, Chordata, Actinopteri, Moronidae. The coding region runs from base 128 to 877 and encodes 249 amino acids. The record is from RefSeq and is a predicted model, not a curated record. The transcript is spliced from 7 exons.